GAUAAUUUCUGACAGUGUUUGAAUUUCAUUUUUGAAAUCAUAUAUCUAUUUGACUCAAAACUGCAAUUAUUUCAUAAAAUUACGAAAUUUCAAUUUCAUUUUUGUUCCUACAAUAUACGAGCAACGAAGUUAACGUGAUUUUUUGUAACAUAUCGAGCAACUAACAGCGAUAAAUUUUAACUCAAUAAUGGGAAGCAGUGGUCAAUUGUAUAGUUUAUCCUGGGGAGAAUUUAGUUCAUCAUUGGCUUCUGCAGUACAAUUAUUAAGAGGUCAUGGAGAUUUAGUUGAUGUUACAUUAGCUGCUGGUGGACGCAGUUUUCCUGCACAUAAGAUAGUACUUUGUGCAGCUAGUCCUUUUUUAUUGGAUUUAUUAAAGAGCACACCAUGUCAACAUCCAGUAGUUAUGUUAGCUGGCAUAGGAGCAGAUGAUUUGGAAUCAUUAUUGGAAUUUGUAUAUCGUGGUGAAGUAAGUGUGGAACCUUCUCAAUUACCUUCACUACUUCAAGCUGCUCAUUGCCUUUGUAUUCAUGGGUUAACACCACCUACUAUAUUGACUGAAAAUGGAGAAGAGGUACCUGUAUCAGCAAUACCAACAGCAAAUGAAGCUUUAUCAAAAGAAUCAAUUACUCCCUAUUUUCCAUUAAAACGCAGAAAAAAGAGAAGAAAAUCAUCUUCAUCUUCUGGAAAAUGGCCACGUAAUAUUAAUACUACAGAUAAUGAAAAUAGGGCUAUAGAUGGAAGUGAUAACAGUCGAUCAACUAAUUAUGAUCACAAAGAUGAAGAUAAUACAGAACAUGGAGAUGACACAGCAGCGAACGAUCGGUUGGAAUAUUCGAAUCAUCGGAGUUGUCACUCGCCACGUGCUCAAGAAGCGCAGCCGGUGUCAACAGAAAAUUCUCAAGCAGGAACGCAUCAGGAUCAAAUAUCGGACAAUGAAUCGCAUCUUCACACUUUAAUGCCAAUGCAGCCAUAUUCUCCAUUACAUAUACCGCAAUUUCCCGGUCCUCUAAAUAUGGGCUUUCCUCCUGGAAUACCGCUCCCAUUAGUUACUCAGGGUACAACUGCUGGAACAGCGUCUUGUGGAUUUACAGGCAAUAUGAAUUUGUCUAAAAUACGUGGUGCAUCCGACUGUCCAGGCGUUUGUCCACUAUGUGGUGCAACGUUACGACAAGCGAGAAAUUUACGUAGACAUCUAUUAUCGUCUUGCAAAUAUCGAUUUAGUAGUAAUCCGGUCCAAAGUUCCCCAGCUGAUACAAUGAUGAUAGAAGUAAAGCCUGAAGUCGAGUUAUCUGGUUAUAAUGAGCAUUCUAUGACGUAUGGAACUGAUAGUGGAAGUAGUACCUGUGAGCAAAUAAUUUGUAAGCCCAGUCCACUUCCUUCGCCAACAUCACAGGGACCAAAUGUUGUUUCUCCUCAAAGCAAUGUUUCGUCUCCAACUAUCGCUAGAUGAAUAUACAAAAAUAAAAUAAAAGCGAAAAUUUGAUGUAAACAGAAUCUUCCGAUUCUGUUAUUGUGAUUUAGAAACAACUUUGUUUCCUAUCGCUAAUUUGUUUUAUAAUGUAUGUUAUAAAUUUAAUUUGAGUCUGCGUAUUCUUUUUUUAAUUAUUGUUUUAAUGUACUUACAGGAAUUUAUGUUCUGAAAUUAUAAUUUCUUUGCAUUGUUUAAGGGAAAAAAAUGGACUGACAUUAUUUUUUAAAGUUUGUCAGAAUGAAUUGAUUGUUACAUUCUCUGUAUAGUUUAUGUAUUCUUAUUUUAUUAAUUUUUCAUUUCUGAUUUGUUUCUGAUUGAUAUUAAAAUAAUUUGAAGCAAAAUGUUUAAAAUAAACAUUUACAAUUAUAUUAAAAUCUUCCACGUUAGUAAAUAAGAGCAGUAUCUUUAGGAUUAAUAGGAAUAGCAAUCGAUAAAAAAUUAUUCAUAGUAAAAGCGAUGAUUAAUAAGAAUUGCAAAAUACUUGUAAAUUUUCGAUAUCUUUCAAAUAAUCACUUAUGCAAUAAUUGUAUAUGAUCAGUUUUAUAUAAAGUUAUUGAAUUACAAAUCUUUAUUGCUCAGGUUUUUUUCUUUAUUUUUUUAAUAAAAUAUCGGAUUAAUAUUUUAAAAUUACAAGAGAAUUCGAACUUCUGUCGAUUAUGUAAG
Messenger RNA from Apis laboriosa (Himalayan honeybee), 2134 nucleotides. RefSeq names its product transcription factor GAGA-like. Gene Ontology annotation, molecular function: protein binding. Gene Ontology annotation, biological process: regulation of transcription by RNA polymerase II. Gene Ontology annotation, cellular component: nucleus. The transcript is spliced from 5 exons. Lineage: Eukaryota; Metazoa; Arthropoda; Insecta; Hymenoptera; Apidae. The record is from RefSeq and is a predicted model, not a curated record. Bases 188 to 1450 code for a protein of 420 amino acids.